GCUUUCCUCCCACGACCUUUUACUGUUCUGUACAUACUAAAUCUUUAACAAGGGCGAGGUGGAGGGGAGGAAUUUACUGUAAAGCAAGAUCAAGUUUGAGGUUGGACAAAUCGAAUCUCAACAUGGAGGCUGAUCUGUUCCAUUGUACAUGUCUUGAGCACAAGGCUGACCGGCGAGACGGCACGGACCUGGUCUCCGUUGUCACCACCGGGUGUUUCUCAACCGUCUACACGCUUUCAUACAGAAACGACAUACUGAUUACAGUUUGAUUGCAUCAACCAACAAGAACGUGUUUCUCAUUUCUACUCCAAAGACAUUUUACUUCUCAAACAGAUGGAAACAAUGAAGUAUUUACAACUGGUGUCGACUUUUCUGACGGUCAGUGUUUACGGAGCACCGCCAGUGUUCGUGGUGCAGCCGUUGCUGAUUGGCAACGACGCUCAACUGGAAGCUCUUCGGGGUGAUGUAGGGUUAGUGCUGUCUCCCAUUGGAGGACACGUGCUCGUAGUGGCUUCUUCAGCAUCCACUGCGGAACACCAGUGGAAGGAAGAAGCAUCUGAGCAAUACGACGAGGGCACUGAGGAAAACCAAGACUGGAAGGAAGAAACCGAAAACGAAGAACAAAGUAAGGAAGAACCUGAAAGUAAGGCAUAUUAUGAAAAUGGAGAUUAUUCUGAUAGGAAAAAAUCAGAAGAAAACGAUUAUUACAGUGAAAAAUCUUAUGAAGAAUCUACUACAAAAAAUCAAGAGUUAGAAGAAUCAAAUGAUUACACUGAGGAAAAUGAAGCUGAAUCAGAGAACUAUGGGAAGGCAGAGGAAUAUGAAAGUAAGCCUGAUUAUGGUUCAGGCGAAAAUAAAGAUGGCGAAGAGAAUUCGACUGAAGACUCUUAUGACAAAAACGAAGAGCCAACAAAUGAAUCAGAAAGUAGAGAAGGGAAAUCAGCAGGUGGUGAAGGCAAUGUGGAAAACAGUGAAUCAGGAAAUUAUUAUGAGAAAUCCCUAAAUUAUCAGAAAGAAAAUGGAGAAAAUCAGAACUCAGUUCCUGAUACUGAAUCAAAAAGGCAAACUGUAGAAGUAAUCAGUGAUCAGAAGAUUGUUCAAAGUGCAGACAAUGAUGAAAUCGCUUCAGUUAAUGAAACACGUAAGAAAGAUGACAAAUCAAUCAAUCCAAUUUAUCAAGCAAAACCUAUUCACGUGCUUGAAGACAUUGUGGUGGGAUCCAUAAACAAGUCAAAGCUGGAAGAUUCCCAAAAUCAGGACGCUACAAAUACGAAAGGUUCUCAGGAUGAAAGCGACGCCAAAGACUCAUCUGCGGUCCUGACGUCGAGCCCACCUCCGAAGGAAACAGAAGAAGUGCAGCUCUCGCCAGUGGUGUAUCAUGUCAGUCCAAAAUUGCUUCAAAUCGCGCCUGUUCAAGUUAUGGGACUGUAACGGAAAUCAUAGACAAGUGAUCCUCUUUGGGUGAAACAAGGGUACAUUUUAUUUCGAGAAUCUGCUUACAUUAUUGACAAAUCGUGUGCCAAAAAAUUAUAGUAUUAAAAUGCCAUUAGUAAGUAUGUAUAUCAAUAUUAAUCGGAAAAAAAUAUUGUGCUCUAUCAAUAAGAAUCAGAAGGGACAGAUCGCCAGAUAUAUUACUGAUAAACUCUAACAUCUGUAAUUACUAAUUUCCAUUUAUAAUAUAAAAACAGAAUGUGUCAGAGGUUAGUACACCAAAUGAAAUUAUGGAAAUGAAAGAGGAGAUAUGGCUGGGAUGAGAUAGGGGCCCGGGAAUUGGAAAGGUGCAAAGGGGAACUGGAAAAUUGUUGUGUCGUGCCUUCUGCGUGGAGGCCAGAAUGAGAUUAAACACAUUAACAUAAGUUUGACAAAUUCUGACGGGAGAGCAAAUUUAAAAUUCGGGAAAUAUUACAAACAAGCAAUAAUUUCCCUAAGAUCACUAAUUAUAACAACAAAUGCAUUCUCAAAUGCGUAAGAUAAAACCUGUUCAAAGGAAUUAGAGAAGAAAGACGUGCAUGUAAUCUAUAAAUAAAUCUAACAGGAAAAAGUAAAGAAGAGGAUGGACUGCAGAAGAGUGGAGUGUAUCAAACCUGUUCAGCAGAAAUUAAGGUCUCUUACGUGCUGUACUAAGAGCAGGGCCGGUCCAGCAACAACCACAAACAACGCGGAUGCCACAAUUUCGUAAUGAACUACACAAUUCAGUAAACUCAGAACUAAACUCUGACACAUCGCUUGGCUCUUCACAUGCUCGUAUUAGCUGCAGAGGUAUUAUAUUUUUUUGCAAUUUUAAAGUAACAUAAUUUUACGAAGAUUUCUGUCUUCUGGGUUGUUGCGCCG
Messenger RNA from Zootermopsis nevadensis, 2331 nucleotides. RefSeq lists its product as uncharacterized. NCBI's taxonomy places the organism in Eukaryota, Metazoa, Arthropoda, Insecta, Blattodea, Termopsidae. The record is from RefSeq and is a predicted model, not a curated record.